Messenger RNA from Cydia amplana, 763 nucleotides. Its product is annotated as putative peptidyl-prolyl cis-trans isomerase dodo. The record is from RefSeq and is a predicted model, not a curated record. The coding region runs from base 146 to 640 and encodes 164 amino acids. Lineage: Eukaryota; Metazoa; Arthropoda; Insecta; Lepidoptera; Tortricidae. The transcript has 3 exons. Gene Ontology annotation, molecular function: protein binding; peptidyl-prolyl cis-trans isomerase activity. Gene Ontology annotation, cellular component: nucleus; cytosol.
UUGCCCAUAGUCUUCACCGGCUAGAAAAUUGGCUUUGGUUGAGUUCGAUUCAGAAUCUUCAGAGCAUUCAUUUGUUACUUGUGUCUUAAUUUCUCACAGCAAUUUGUAAAUUACAUAGGCCGCACCUUUACAGACCUGAAGAAAGAUGUCUCAGGAAGAAAGUCUACCAGAGGGAUGGGAAGCUCGCAAGAGCCGGAGCACGGGUAUGACAUAUUACUUGAACUCACACACUAAAAAGUCGCAGUGGGAGAAACCUGAGGGCCCUGCUCCCAUGGAAGAGGAAGAGGAUGAUGGCAGCUCUCCAAAGAAGGUGCAGUGCAGCCACUUGCUGGUGAAGCAUGAAGGUAGCCGGCGCCCAUCAUCAUGGCGCGAGGAUAACAUCACUCGCUCUAAGGAGGAGGCACUAGCCAUUCUCUCAGAGUAUCGUCAGAAGAUUGUCAACAAAGAAGUGACAUUUGAAGAGUUGGCCAAACAGUACUCUGAUUGCUCAUCAGCAAAGCGUGACGGUGAUCUGGGCAUGUUUAAGAGGGGGCAAAUGCAGAAGCCUUUUGAGGAUUGCGCCUUCGCCCUGAAGAUAGGGCAGCUCAGCCAGCCUGUUGAGACGGAUUCAGGAGUCCACAUUAUUCUCCGAACUGCCUAAAUCUAUCAGCAACUAUUGAUACAGAGGUUCAUGUCUUAUUUUAUUGCAACAUUUGAACUGUUUACAACUAUUUCGGAGCUUCAUGUAAUAUUUUGUGUCAUUAACUAGCAAAAUCAAUGAUUA